Molecule: messenger RNA, 843 nt
Organism: Geosmithia morbida
Lineage: Eukaryota; Fungi; Ascomycota; Sordariomycetes; Hypocreales; Bionectriaceae
Exons: 3
Coding region: 1-843 (280 amino acids)
Biological process (GO): transmembrane transport; carbohydrate transport
Cellular component (GO): membrane
Molecular function (GO): carbohydrate:proton symporter activity
Source: RefSeq, a predicted model, not a curated record
AUGCAGCAAUUUGGGGGAAUCAACGCCCUCAACUAUUAUUUUAUCAUCAUCUUAACGAACAACGUCGGACUGGAUGAGCUUCUGGCACGAAUACUGACUGGGUGCAACGCGACCUCGUACAUGAUCUCGUCAGCUUGCGCUUUCUGGGUUAUCGACAAAUUCGGACGCCGCGUGCUGAUGCUCACCGGCCUUACUUUGCAAAGUUUUGCAUACGUAAUGGUCGCUCUCUCCGUUGCGCUGUUAUCAACCGCCCCCUUCGAGUGGGGUAUUGUCGCUGUUUCAUUCCUAUUCUUCUACUAUGCAGCAUUCGGAUGCACAUGGGGGAUGGUCCCUUGGGUGUACCAAUCUGAGGUCAACUCAUUGGCUAUGAGAACAGUCGGUGCUGCUGCUGCAACAUCUUCCAAUUGGCUUUCUGGCUUUGUCUGCACCCAAUUCACGCCUUCUGGUAUCGAAAACAUCGGAUACAGAUUUUACAUCAGUGAGGCCCUUUCGUCGCUUGUUCGCAUUAAGGGCGUUGAACUAACCUUGAGUCCUGAAGUAUUUGCCGUGUUCAACCUUGGCUUCAUCGCUAUUGUCUAUUUCCUAUACCCUGAGACAGCGAACCGAAAACUUGAGGACCUCGAUGCCUAUUUCGAUUGCGGCUCUGGGCACUCUACUAUUAUCCCAAUCGGGGACAAAAGUGCAAAGUCAUCCAAGAGGCCACAGGAAGCGAUCGAAGCUGAAGCCAGUCGGGUGGCAAUGGCUACAGCGAUUGAUCACAAGCCAAAAGGUUCCACAGCUGAACACGAGGAGGACAUUAGCCGUACGGUCAGAAGGUGCCACGCAGGUAUAUUGGACACUUGA